Messenger RNA from Suillus clintonianus, 695 nucleotides. RefSeq lists its product as uncharacterized. The coding region runs from base 127 to 597 and encodes 156 amino acids. Lineage: Eukaryota; Fungi; Basidiomycota; Agaricomycetes; Boletales; Suillaceae. The transcript has 4 exons. The record is from RefSeq and is a predicted model, not a curated record.
CGUUACUCGUCCAACGCUGGGACCCAAGUUUUCUGAUAACAUACGAAAUCGUAUCCCGUCAUUGUUGCUGGCAUUGACCACCGUCAAAAUUUACAUCUGUUCCCAAUUCGAUAAUUGACCGGAAACAUGUCUGCUCCCCAAUCUAACGGUCGCCCUCCUCCGCCCGGUGAUGAGGAUCUCCAGCAUCUUUAUGAUGAAGUUUGGCGGAUCUUUGGUGAAGAAACAGCAUCCCCAACCGAGCGCUCGCCAACAAGUGCAGUCUCUGCCCAUGCACGCGAGCCCUACUCCAAUAAUUCAUUCCACGAUGUUAACGCGACUAUAUCUCCUUCAUCCUCAAUCCGAAACGCCCUUCCACGUCCUCCUGCAGCUGCACCCCAGCGGCCGCAUUCUCCUGAAAUCCGCCCUCAACCUGAUACUGCGACCUCUCCUACACAUAGGAGAUUGAGACCACUUCCGUUGCCUCCAGGUCCUUCUGUAGGUCCUCAGCCUCAUGAACAACAAACUCCAGUUGCAACUACUUCACGCCCUGGGACGGCUGGAGUCGAUCAGUCGUCCAUCCACAGGUUCUGCAACAUCCCCAACCUCAUCCACAAGUAAACCAUUCCUCGCCGGCUCUCACGCUGACGGGCUGCCAAAUAUACAUAAAGCCGUUCCUGCUGUCCCCUCGCAAACCAAUGGAGCACCUGCUAACGGUA